Molecule: messenger RNA, 591 nt
Organism: Tachysurus fulvidraco (yellow catfish)
Lineage: Eukaryota; Metazoa; Chordata; Actinopteri; Siluriformes; Bagridae
Gene: ndufb3
Product: NADH:ubiquinone oxidoreductase subunit B3
Exons: 3
Coding region: 155-403 (82 amino acids)
Biological process (GO): mitochondrial respiratory chain complex I assembly; electron transport chain
Cellular component (GO): mitochondrion
Source: RefSeq, a predicted model, not a curated record
UCCACACCAUGUCUUCAUCUUGCUUUGUGCACAGGAGAAUUGUCAUGUUGGAACAGGUUUGGGUUUCUUAGCUCCAGUGAAGGGAAAUUGUGUGACAGCACACAAAGAACUUCUAGAUAGUUGUGUGCUUCCAGCUUUUGGGGAGGAAACACAUAUGGGUGUGAUGGUCAUGUGUCCACAUAUGUUUGACCAUAUCGUCUACAAAUACGUACAAAUAGUGAACUGUGAUGGGUGGGGAUCAUGGCCACAGCAAGCUGUCCAUGCCCGACUACAGGACGUGGAAAUGGCAAGGUACUCCUCUGGAGUUCACACAAGAGCGGCUCGCACGCAGAGGACUGAGGGACCCGUGGGCAAGGAACGAAGCGUGGAGGUACAGCUUCGGCCCACCGGUCAGCUUCCGUGAAGUGAUGCUGCGUGGAUUUAGAACAGGAUUCAUCGCAUUUGCAGUGGCCCUGGCUGUCGAGUACACGUUCUUCCCUCCGAAGAAAUCAGAGCACUGAGCAGAGAACAGCAGUCAUCUGAAACAAAGAAGAGAACCCUAAUCAUCAGACUCUUACGUUCACUGCAGGGUAAUAAACCACCUGUAACACA